AUGGCAUCAUCUAAUGCUUUAUUAGUGCCUUCGGUUUCUUCAAUGUUAAUGAAGAGUGAUAAUUUGAAAACAUAUUUUCCUCUAUGGGUUGAUGAUUUAAUUAAUUCCAAUGAGCAUCGUAACGUUCAACAAAAGCUUCUCUCGACUAUUAAUCAUUUAAGAGUGUUCGAAAAUACCAUUGAAUGUGGAAUUUACAUUCGUCAAUCAAAAGAUGAUCAAAUUCUAUUAAUCGCCAGUGGACAAUUGGGCUUUGUGGUUGUUCCUCUUAGUCAUACAUUGAUACAAAUCAGCUCCAUAUAUGUCUAUUAUUUAAAUUUGAGUAGACAUCACGAGUUGACAUCAAAAUUUACUAGAACUCCAGCACCUGUUACAGAUUUAUAUGAACUAAUUGAGAAGAUCAACAUGAAUCGAAAGAGUAGGGAGAAAUGGUUCGGUGAACCUCUACUUAUCAGUGUAUGCAAUCCUGCUUUCAAUGAAGAACGUUCUUCAACAAAUAUCAACGGUCGUUUUCUUCAUUUCCAACUUUUCAUUAAUGGUCUACUGGACUAUCCAUAUGAUCAAACAAGUCGAGAUAAAUUUUUCGAUCUAUGCAAAAAGGAAUAUCAAGACAAUCGUCAACAGUUGUCCAUAAUCAAAGAAUUCGAAGAAUCAUAUGUUCCGGAACGAGCUCUCAAUUGGUAUUCAAGACAAAAGUUUCUCUAUGAAAUGCUCAACAAAGCUCUACGAAUUCAGAAUGUCAAUGUUUUAUUUCUAUUCCGAUUCUUUAUUCAAGAUUUAUAUAAACAGCUAAAAAAAUUAAAACGAAAGCAAGCUCAAAAAUCAAUUCGUGUUUAUCGAGGUCAAUAUAUGUCAAAACAAGAAUUAGAUGUUUUGAAAGAAUCUAACGGACAAUGCAUAUCGAUGAAUUCAUUUCUAUCAACAAGUCUUGAUCGGGAAAUAUCUCGUAUGUUCGUUCCAACUAAACUUGGAGAUCUUUGUGUUGUUAUAUUCGAAAUCGAUGUUGAUCCACAUUUAUCUUAUGGAGCAAAGCCAUUUGCUGAUAUUAGUUCGCAAAGUCAAUUCAGAGAUGAAAAAGAAAUUCUGUUUAUGAUUGCAUCCAUCUUCCGUCUUGUUAACAUUCGACAAGAAAACGAAAUUACUGUUAUUCAAAUGGAACUAUGUAGUGGAAAUUAUGAUCAUGAUAUGAAACUUCUUUUAAAACAUAUGCAAAUGGAAAAUGAUAAAUAUCAUGAAUGUUUUUCAUUUGGUCAUGUACUGCGUACGGCAAGAAUGUAUGAUCUAGCGGAACAAUUCUAUAAUAGAAUGUUGAAUGAAUUGGAAAAUGAUCAUCCAUUGGUUGCCGAACUUUGGGGUUCAAUAGGGCUUGUGAAAAAAGCAAAAGGAGAGAUAGAGAUCAGUUCUCAAUGCUUAAGCAAGUCGUUGGAAAAAUAUGAACAAAUGAGAGAUCGUACAGGAAUUGCUAGAUGUUUACAAAAUUUGGCUAAUAUUCACCACAUGAAAGGAGAACUUAAUCAAGCCAUCGAUAAAUAUAGUCAAGCAUUGAAUAUCUUUCACGAAUUGCCUGGCAAUCAAGAUAAGUCAAUUGCCAAUUGCCUCCAUAAUUUGGGCGCUACUUAUUGCGAGCAACGUAAGUUCACUGAAGCAGUUGAAUAUUAUAUGGUUGCGUUGAAUAUUCGAAAAACAAUUUUACCACACACGCAUCCUGAUAUUGCAACGACGCUUAACAAUAUAGGUAAUGUUUAUUUUCUCAAGAACAAAUAUGAUUGUGCUCUUCAGUAUUUUGAACAAGCUUUGGAUAUCUUUAAAAUAUCAUUGCCAUCCGAACAUCCAUCUAUAGCAAAAAUUUACUACAAUAUGAGUCUAUAUUACUUAUCAAAGAGUGACUAUCAACGAUCGUUAGUCUUUUUAAAUAGAGCGGCUUCUAUUUAUCGCAAUACACUUUCACUGGAUCAUCCAGACGUCCAUCGUUGUGCCAAUACUAUCGAUUAUGUCAAACAAAAACAAUCUCAAGAAAAAUAG
This is a messenger RNA of Rotaria sp. Silwood1, 2019 nucleotides long. NCBI's taxonomy places the organism in Eukaryota, Metazoa, Rotifera, Eurotatoria, Philodinida, Philodinidae. The record is from the annotation of a GenBank genome assembly.